Messenger RNA from Cydia strobilella, 996 nucleotides. It is a transcript of the gene MED8, whose product is annotated as mediator of RNA polymerase II transcription subunit 8. The record is from RefSeq and is a predicted model, not a curated record. Lineage: Eukaryota; Metazoa; Arthropoda; Insecta; Lepidoptera; Tortricidae. Gene Ontology annotation, biological process: regulation of transcription by RNA polymerase II. Bases 169 to 933 code for a protein of 254 amino acids. The transcript is spliced from 5 exons. Gene Ontology annotation, molecular function: transcription coregulator activity; RNA polymerase II cis-regulatory region sequence-specific DNA binding. Gene Ontology annotation, cellular component: mediator complex; core mediator complex.
UGACAAUUGACUGACACUGACAGUUAUAAUUGUUGUUGGCGUUGUUAGCUUUGGCUUUUCUGAACUGAAAUAAAAUUAUGUACUAUACCUUUAACUUUAUUUUGUGGUUAAGCUGCUGUCUUAUUUGCCAUUUUUAAAAGAGAGAUUUAGUUAAAUUUCUAUCUAAAAAUGCAACGUGAAGAGAAGCAGUUGGAAGUAACUCUUCAAGCAAUUCUGAACAGAGUAAAUGAUUUAAAAACUGCUAUCCAGGCACUUAUUGCUAAACUUGAAAAUGAGUAUGAAACUAUCAACUGGCCAACUUUUCUGGAUAACUAUGCCAUAUUAUCCGGUCAUUUGACUGGCUUAAGUAAAAUUCUGCAAGCAGAGAUGGCUCCAUCCUUGCGAGCUUUAGUGGUCUUGCCUCUACAACUGGGAUGCGAGAGGGAUGAGGCCCUGUCAAGGCUCUCUGAGGGCAGGGUGCCGGCUUGCACACAUGACUUGGUGCCGGAUCUGUUGCGAACCAAGCCUGAACCGCAGGCGGAGCAGAGGCUUCAGCAGUUUAAUCAUAAAGCUAGUACACUGAGCUAUGACACUGCUCAGAAACAAGUAGCCCAAUUCACAAAAGUCGUCAACCAUGUUUGGGAGAUUAUAUCCAAGGGGCGAGAGGAUUGGGAAGGGGAGUCGAUGAGAUCACAAGGUAUGCAACCGACGCACAGCAUCGGCGACACGCACGCGCUGGUGACGGCGGUGGGCACGGGCAAGGGGCUGCGGCCCGGCAUGGCGCCGCUGGGCGGCGUGGGCGUGGGCGUCGGCGUGGGCGUGGGCGCGCUCGGCCCGCGCGGCCCGCCCGGCCCGCCGCCGCCCGGCCCGCAAGCCCCCGCCAUGCCGAAAGCACCCUCCGCGAUUAAGACGAAUAUUAAGGCGGCUAAUCAGAUACAUCCCUAUCAGCGAUAAUAGAUUGAUUCUUAUUUAAUUGUAGUUAUUAUGAUGUAAGAGUAAUAAACAAAUAUUAUCAUG